Messenger RNA from Dicrocoelium dendriticum, 2916 nucleotides. The record is from the annotation of a GenBank genome assembly. NCBI's taxonomy places the organism in Eukaryota, Metazoa, Platyhelminthes, Trematoda, Plagiorchiida, Dicrocoeliidae.
AUGAGGACAGUUUCACAGUCCAACAGCACCAAACACUAUGGAUUGGAAUUAACUGAAAAGACACCUAGCGAUGGAUCUUUCCGCCAUAUACUCUGUCCGUCCUUAACGUGGACAGAGAUAAAAUCUAAAUAUAACCCAAAAUGUCUCAGUCUAACCAUCUGUUAUUAUCCGACUAACUUUGAGGAAGUCGCACAAAGUGAUCCGGUAACGCUCGCGUAUCUCCAUCAGCAAGUGAGGGAUUGGUACUUGUUGCGAUUUCGUGAUAUUGAAAAUGUGGACUUGGCGUUUGAGAUCGGAUGCUUUGAAAUCUGUAUGGUAACACAGAACUCUACUUUGUCUGCAAAAGACCGACUGGAGUUAUUUGAACGGGCUCGACCGUUGCAAACACUUUUUCCACCUUGUGUGCUUCAACAUUACAAAUGCAAGGCGUUGAGACGUGCAAUACAAAAUUACCUAAGCCAGAUUUAUGCAAUGUCACAAGAAGAUUGGACAUUGGAGUUACUGAACAGAUAUCUGAUCCUGCUGCAGUUUGAUCGGGAGAUGAUUCCAUGCCGCUUUGGGGCCGGAUACGGCAUCCCAGCUGAGCUAGUGAUUGGACCACGGGUGCAAAUAUCCAUUAAUGUGGAGCACGGUAAAGAGCCCCGACUACUAGCCCACUUCGCAAGCAUUCAUCAGAUACUUGUAUCAAAAUCCAGGCUGCCUAUUGGAGAAAGGUUUAAUGUGCGCUUGGUGAUCCAUAGAAUCUGUGCUGGACAACAGAAGCCGGAAAUAAUUAGUUUGGCCUUCCAUUCCCUGGAAGCGGCUGACACAUGCGUUCACCUGUUAGAAUUAUAUUGUACUGAUGAGCGAUUAAGAACAGAGGGUAUUUCGGUUCCUGUGGAUGAUGCCAAAACGUUACUUCCGAAUGGAUGUCCUUACCGGUUGAUAGAAGACAUGAACGCAAUGGAAAUAAAUAGAGAGGAUCUGAAAUUGGAACGGGUAUUGGGCGACGGACAAUACGGGGACGUAUACAUGGGACUUCACCGUAAAUACCCCGGAGCGGAACCUACUCGCGUGGCCAUAAAGACAUGCAAAAUAGGAUGUUUAGCCGAAGAACGCCAAGAAUUCAUGGAAGAAGCAAUGGUGCUUCGUGAGUUCGAUCAUCCGCACAUCGUUCGAUUGAUCGGCGUCUGUUUAACAGAACCCAUGUGGCUGGUGAUGGAGUACGCACCACUUGGAGAACUUAGACAAUAUCUGCUUGCAACUCAACAGCAGAUGUCAUUGUCAACGAAACUUACGUUCUGCUAUCAAAUCGUCACUGCACUGGUUUGCCUAGAGAAUAAAAGAUGCGUGCACAGAGAUAUUGCAGCCAGAAAUGUCCUGGUGUUCAAAGGGGAUUUGGUGAAACUAGCUGAUUUUGGCAUGGCAAAAAUGCUGAAGGACUCGGACGAAAUCCACGUUGACAAUGGAAAGAAACUACCUAUCAAAUGGAUGUCCCCCGAGAGUAUGAACCGGUUGGUAUUCAGCUUGGCUUCAGAUGUGUGGAUGUUCGGAGUUUGCAUUUGGGAAAUCGCGUCGAGUGGAUCAAAGCCGUUUGCAGAAUUCACGAACGAAGAAACGGCAAGCAUGGUGGCACGUGGCGAACGGUUAAAGUGCCCGGAAGCAUGCCCUCUUUCCCUCCACGCCAUCAUGCUGGAGUGCUGGAACGCAGAUCCAUCAAAACGUCCCAAAGCCUCAGUUCUGAAGACACAACUACGCGAACUGAUGGCUCAAUCCAAAACGUCAGUGCUGUUAGCUGGCCGCUCAUCAUGGAUACCGAAGUACUCGGAAACCAUGAAGGCACAAGGCACCCAACCGACAGUUCGCAAACCACCUGCGAACAAACCUCACAGUAAUUGGCUGAUUGUGACCGAAAUCGGUGACGUUGGACGGUUACCGUCAGCCACGCCCCAUCAGAUUUCUGGCAACAAUGAAAAUACUCUGGCGACAUCAACCAGGAUGGCGCGGGAGACCUUUCGAGAAAACUCUGAGCUGAGGUGGCAUUCCACGAGUGACCUAUACGUGAAGCCAAAUGUACUGCGAACUAGCAUGCCACAUGUAAGUUCAAGCCUUCGGCUAUCGCAUCCAACCGACGUUGAUGCGGGCGAUGAUUUCCAAUCCUUCGAACAACUCCAUCGACACUCUGGCGCUGAUCCAGAGAUAGCUGAUCCUGAGACCAUGAAACGCGAUGAGGAGUUUGUUCGUCAAGCAAGAUUGUCCGUGAAUGCGAAACAAACAAACCGGCCUGAAAGUAGCCUGAAAAGUCAAAACCAACCCGUUACCGAUGUAUCCCAGCUGCAUUGUAAGGAAUCAAAAAUGAAAUCGAAUAGGUGGCAAGGAGUACCUGGGACCGAGGCUACUGAGCAAUCAGAAGAUGGUGGCGAAGUCCAGGCUGAUGAGGUCUAUCUGGCCACAGUGGAAGUGGUGCAAGCAGUUCGGGUAGUUGGCAAGCAGUUAGCUGAUGUCUCUCCAGAACAUUUUGAAAUUUUGUCGCAAAAUCUCGACGGUGUCGUCAGAGCCUUGAUCGUGGCUGUGGAGCUAACCGGCUGCCUAUCAAAUGAGAUCCUACUUGCGAAACGACAACUGGUCUCAUCAAUGUCCCAAUUCACAGCAGCAACCAAGGAAGGUAAACUCGAGGACAAUAGUCUCAUGUGUGAAGAAGUUCGUCGGCGCUUGAUGUCACUCGCGUAUGUUGUGGCCAAUGACGCCGGUGUGUUGUACGAUGUGAUAUACGAUUUUUGCCAUCAAAGGAAGAAUAUGCUUUAAGCUGGAAGUCUGCCUACCAUGACGGGUACUGCACAUAUGUUUGCAUUUGCGCAUCGCUGCAGAAUAUCCUUUGCGACACACGCGCAAAGUUCCACUGAUGGCUGUGAAAUUCACUGUUUAUAGCACCAUAAG